CAGACGAGAGUGAGAUUGUCAGUCAAUACUGAGAUCAGCUAGUGCCAACACUUGUGCAUUUGAGAUUUUCUUGUAAACAAUUGAAUACAAUACUUGCGUCAUAUAUUGUGUUACUGCAAUUGAUAAACAAAAAGUCACAAUGAAGAAUUCCACCCAACACACCCUGGUAAAGGCUGGUGAUCGUGACAGCCUGAAAGAAUUGCUGAGGCGCCGUCUGGUCGAGUGCGGCUGGAAGGACGAGGUCAAACUGAUGUGCAAAGAGAUCAUCAAGGAAAACGGCCAGGACAUAACUUACGACGCGUUGCUAGCAAAAGUCACGACUAGAGCACGCAGCCGUGUUCCCGACAUCGUCAAGAGAGAGCUGCUACAAAAGAUCAAAAAUCAGCUCCUGCUGCAGGAGGAAAAAAUGAAAAUAACACAGUAGAGAGUUUUGUUUACUUUGUUGCUCGUUCAAACGGCAACUAAUCCGGAACCUUGUAUAUUUUUUGAAAAAGACAGUUUGAGCGGGAGUCAAUUUUCUAGUUUUAUAAAGAGUCUGAUUAAGUACUUUUUACGUAUUGAUACCUUUUACGUAUUUAUAAGCAAGUUUACAUCUUUGAAUCCUUCAUUUAACGAAUUUUGUAAUUAGUAUUAUGACUUGAAGAUGUUGAGAUUUACAAACUUAAAUAAAGAAAUACGAUAUUUUUUAAUUU
This is a messenger RNA of Trichogramma pretiosum, 692 nucleotides long. RefSeq names its product transcription and mRNA export factor ENY2-like (gene e(y)2). Gene Ontology annotation, cellular component: nuclear pore; DUBm complex; SAGA complex. The transcript is spliced from 2 exons. Gene Ontology annotation, biological process: regulation of transcription by RNA polymerase II; positive regulation of DNA-templated transcription; poly(A)+ mRNA export from nucleus. The record is from RefSeq and is a predicted model, not a curated record. The coding region runs from base 140 to 424 and encodes 94 amino acids. Gene Ontology annotation, molecular function: chromatin binding; transcription coactivator activity. Lineage: Eukaryota; Metazoa; Arthropoda; Insecta; Hymenoptera; Trichogrammatidae.